Messenger RNA from Pyrus x bretschneideri (Chinese white pear), 1868 nucleotides. Its product is annotated as cytosolic enolase 3. Gene Ontology annotation, cellular component: phosphopyruvate hydratase complex. Lineage: Eukaryota; Viridiplantae; Streptophyta; Magnoliopsida; Rosales; Rosaceae. Gene Ontology annotation, biological process: glycolytic process. Gene Ontology annotation, molecular function: magnesium ion binding; phosphopyruvate hydratase activity. Bases 133 to 1557 code for a protein of 474 amino acids. The transcript has 13 exons. The record is from RefSeq and is a predicted model, not a curated record.
AUCUCUCAGUCGUUGUUCUCACUGUGCGUGAAGCUCUGAAUCAAUUAGAGAUCGCUCCGCCUCUCUCCGCCGAGCUUGAAUCUGAAAACCGCCGGUGUUUUGGUCAGCGACCGAAAUCAAUAAGAAGAAGAAAUGUCGGUGCAAGAUUACUUGGAUAACCACAUGCUCUCUCGGAAAAUCGAAGACGCCGUCAAUGCCGCCGUUAGGGCUAAGGCCUCCGAUCCCGUCCUCUUCAUCUCGAAUCAUAUGAAGAAAGCGGUUCCUUCAGUGAUAACAAAGGUCAAAGCUCGGCAGAUCCUCGAUAGCAGAGGAAUUCCAACCGUCGAAGUCGACCUCCACACUAACAAAGGAACGUUUCGUGCUUCAGCUCCUAGCUCUGAUGUUUCCGGAAUGUAUGAGGCUGUUGAACUGCGAGAUGGGGACAAGGGAUUAUAUCUUGGAAAUAGUGUGACUAAAGCUGUUAAGAAUGUCAAUGAGAAAAUAUCUGAAGCAUUGGUAGGCAUGGAUCCUACGCUUCAGUCGCAGAUUGAUCAGGCAAUGAUAGACCUCGAUAAAACAGAAAAGAAGAGUGAACUUGGAGUAAAUGCCAUAUUGGCCGUGUCAAUCGCUGCUUGCAAAGCUGGAGCUGCUCAAAAGGAGGUUCCACUGUACAAAUAUAUUGCCGACCUUUCUGGAAAAGGCCACCUGACCCUGCCUGUCCCUGCUUUUACUGUUAUUAGUGGAGGAAAGCAUGCUGGGAAUAAUCUGGCCAUUCAGGAAAUUAUGAUUCUCCCAAUUGGAGCUAGCAAGUUUGAGGAGGCAUUGCAAAUGGGAUCUGAAACCUAUCAUCACCUGAAGGCUGUUAUUACAGAAAAAUAUGGCGCACAUGGAUGUAAUGUUGGUGAAGAUGGUGGUUUUGCUCCCAACAUCUCAAGCGUUAGAGAAGUCUUGGAUCUUGUAAAAGAGGCGAUCAGUAGAACAGGUUAUAAUGAGCGAAUCAAACUAGCAAUUGAUUUUGCUGCUACUGACUUUUGCAUAGGUACAAAGUAUGACCUGGAUUACAAAUCAGUGGAUAAGGGACAAAAUUUCAAGUCGGCUGAUGAUAUGAUCGAGAUGUAUAAAGAACUUUGUAGUGAGUACCCAAUUGUGUCAAUUGAAGAUCCGUUUGAUAAAGAGGACUGGGAACACACUAAACGCUUUUCUAGUCUUGGAAUUUGUCAGGUAGUUGGAGAUGACUUGAUAACGUCAAGUCUAAAGCGUAUUAAGAGAGCUAUAGAGGAGUCCACCUGCAAUGCUCUACUCGUAAAGAUAAACCAGAUUGGAACAGUGACCGAGGCCAUUGAAGUCAUGAAGCUGGCGAAGGAUGCCCACUGGGGAGUGGUCAUGUCUCAUAGAUGUGGUGAAACUGAAGAUUCCUUCAUUGCCGACUUAGCUGUUGGUCUCUCAACUGGUCAGAUCAAAGCUGGUGCUCCUUGCAGAGGCGAACGGCUGGCCAAGUACAACCAGUUACUUCGAAUUGAGGAAGAACUUGGGGAUGAUGCAUUUUAUGCUGGUGAAGAUUGGAGGCAACCAUCCUGAUCAUUUUUCUCAGGUUUCCCCACAGUUCUCUUUUUAUAUUCUUCAUCUAAUGUCCGGGGCUCGCCGAUCCUUCUGCUUCAUUGCUUUUGUUAUCAGAGUGUUUUCUUUGUUUUCUUAAUAUGAUGUGUAAUUAAGUUUGUUUAAGGUGUUCCAGACAUUGGCGGAUUGCGUAACGAAAUUUUCAGAUACACAUUGCAGAAAGGAAAAACACUUUUUGAGUAAAUUUUCGGAACUUGUAGCUUGCCCUAAGGAUUUUGGAAGAUAAAAAAGAACUGGCUCCGACGCAUGUCUUUGUACUUGCCUCGUCAAAA